CAUAUAUUAUGUGGCACAUCUCACGGAAUGUCCUCGUGAGAUGUGCCACAAGGAUCGGGAUUUGGGAUGGGGUUGAUCAUGAAGGCAUAUCAGAAACUACUAUAGAGGUUAAGUCAUACGAGGUGAUUGAAGACGGAGUGAUAAAGCAUUUUAGUCACGAGGAGCUCAAAGAAAAGCAUGCACCAGUCCCGUAUUUUUUGGCCCGUUUUAUAGUUGCAUGGAAUGUCAUAAAUUUUAUUCUGCAUGAGAAAUGUGCAUAUCUCCUAAAAGAAAAGACAGAUCCUUUCUACAAGAUGCCGAUAACUCUAUCCCUACUUGGAAACCCCACAAAUGCUUUAAGGGUUUUCGGUACACUAAUAAUCAUAUAUAAUACAGUCCUUGAUGUGCGAUGCGGUUCAAUAUCCGAAAUUUUUUUCCACGAAAGCCAUCCUCAUCAUCCGUUGUACAUCGACUCAAUGGGCAAUGAGUUUUGUAAAGCUUGUGGAGACAAGAUAACUAUAACUUUGAGCUGUGAGGAGUCUGGAUAUGUGUUGGACCCUAAAUGCUCUAUCUUGCCGAAGAAGAUUCGAGUGACCAAUACUGGUGCGAAAUAUGCGAGGAAGAAC
Messenger RNA from Thlaspi arvense, 605 nucleotides. The record is from the annotation of a GenBank genome assembly. Lineage: Eukaryota; Viridiplantae; Streptophyta; Magnoliopsida; Brassicales; Brassicaceae.